AUGCGGCGCCUGGCUUGUUCCCUGGGCUUCGGCUUCUUGUUGCAGGCCAUGGAAGCAUUGCUCUUCGCUUCUUUGGCUCCCGUACCAUUGGCUGCCUCUCAGGGUCUUUUCCCAAGGCUGGAGAAUGUGGGUGCUUUCAAGAACGUUUCACUCGUGCCAACCCAAGCCACGUGUGGACUACCCGACCGGAGCACUUUCUGUCACAGCUCGGUGGAGGUCGAAAGUAUCCGGUUCUGUGCCCAGAGGUUUUGCAUUCAAGAUUGUCCAUUCAGAUCUUCUCCCCCUACCUACACCGCCCUGCUCUCCACAGGCCUCCGGAGCUGCAGCACUGCAGACAAGUAUGAUCUGCCGCCCAACUCCCCUAGCAACUCUGCAAGCUUUAUUUUUGGGAAUCACAAGAACUGCUUCUCCUCUCCUCCCACUUCAAGGCUGGCGGCAUCAUUUACUUUCACCGUGUGGUUGAAACCUGAGCAAGAAGGUGUAAUGUGUGUUAUAGAAAAGGCAGCAGACGGGCAGCUGGCGUUCAAACUUACAAUAUCUGAGAACGAGACCAUGUUUUAUUAUCGCACAGUAAAUGGUUUGCAGCCUCCAAUAAAAGUAAUGACACUGGGGAGAAUUCUUGUGAAGAAAUGGAUUCAUCUUAGUGUGCAGGUGGAUCAGAAAAAAAUCAGUUUCUUCAUCAAUGGUUUGGAGGAGGAUCAUGCAGCUUUUGAUGCAAGAAUUCUCCGUGGUUCAAUUACCAAUACUGCUUCUGGUACUAUGCAAAUCGGACAGAGUUUAAAUGGUUUACACCAGUUUGUUGGAAGAAUGCAAGAUUUUCGAUUAUACCAAGUGGCGCUUACAAACAGAGAAAUUCUGGAAGUGUUUUCUGGAGAUCUGCCCAGAGUGCAUGUCCAGUCCCAGUGCCGCUGUCCGGGGAGCCACCCUCGAGUUCACCCCCGGGUGCAACGGUUCUGCAUUUCUAAUGAUGCAGAAGACACAACUGAGGACAGAGUGUCAAGGCUGAACUCGGAAGCCCAUCCUCUCUCGUUUGUCAAUGAUAAUGAUUUUGGCACUUCAUGGGUUUCACGUAUAUUUACAAACAUUACUCAACUUAACCAAGGAGUAACUCUUUCUAUAGAUUUGGAAAAUGGACAGUAUCAGGUCUUCUAUAUUAUCAUUCAGUUUUUCAGUCCACAACCAACAGCGAUACGGAUUCAAAGGAAGAAAGAGGACGAAGCAGAUUGGGAGGACUGGCAAUACUUUGCCAGAAAUUGCAGUGUUUUUGGAAUGAGGAACAAUGGAAAAUUGGAAACCCCUGAUUCUGUCAACUGUCUUCAGCUUUCCAAUUUCGCUCCCUAUUCCCGCGGCAGUGUUACUUUUAGCAUCCUGAGUCCUGAACCACAGCAUCGUCCUGGCUACAAUGACUUCUAUAACACCCGAUCUCUUCAAGAGUUUGUAAAAGCCACACAGAUAAGGUUCCAUUUCCAUGGACAGUACUAUACACCUGAGACUGCUGCCAACCUCAGGCACAGAUACUAUGCAGUGGAAGAAAUCACCAUCAGUGGGCGAUGUCAGUGCUCUGGCCAUGCUGAUGCCUGUGAUACAACGAGCCAGCCAUAUAGAUGCCUGUGUUCUCAGGAAAGCUUCACGGAAGGACUUCAUUGUGAUCGCUGUUUGCCUCUUUAUAAUGACAAGCCCUUCCGCCAAGGUGAUCAAGUUCAUGCCUACAAUUGUAGACAGUGUCAUUGCAACAGCCAUUCCCGAAGCUGCCACUAUGACAUUUCAGUGGACCCUUUCCCAUUGGAGCACCACAGAGGGGGUGGAGGAGUUUGUGACGACUGUGAGCAUAACACGACAGGAAGGAACUGUGAGCUGUGCAAGGAUUACUUUUUCCAACAAGUUGGUGCCGAUCCUGCGGCCAUCGAUGUUUGCGUACCUUGUGAUUGUGAUAAAGUUGGCACCAGAAAAAAUAGCCUCGUCUGUGAUCAGAUUGGAGGCCAAUGUGAUUGUAAGAGACAUGUGUCUGGCAGACGGUGCAAUCAGUGCCAGGAUGGAUUCUACAAUCUGCAAGAGUUGGAUCCUGAGGGCUGCAGUCCCUGUAACUGUAAUACCUCUGGGACAGUGGAUGGAGAUAUUACCUGUCACCAAAAUUCAGGCCAGUGCAAGUGCAGAGCAAAUGUUAUUGGACUCCGGUGUGAUCACUGUGCCUUUGGAUUUAAAUUUCUCAGAAGUGUUCAGAGGGACGGGUGUGAGCCUUGCCGCUGUCACCUCCAUGGCUCAGUAAACGAGUUCUGCAACCCUCUUUCUGGCCAGUGUGAAUGCAAAAAGGACACCCAAGGGCUUCAGUGUGACACCUGCCGAGAACACUUCUACGGACUGGACAUCACCGGUUGUAAGGCCUGUGGCUGUGAUGUAGCUGGCACCCUCUCUGGGACCAUCUGCGAUGCCCACACCGGACAGUGCAUCUGUAAGCCCAAUGUCGGAGGAAGACAGUGCAAUGAAUGUUUGGAAGGAUAUGUCCACGUACAACAGCAAAAUAAUUCUUUCCUCUGCCUGCCUUGUCACUGUGAUGGGACAGGGACAGUAAAUGGCUCUCUGCUGUGUGAGAAAUCAACAGGACAAUGUCAUUGCAAAUUAGGGGUAACAGGUCUGCACUGUAAUCAGUGUAAGCCUCACAGGUACAAUUUGACCAUAGGCAAUUUUCAAGGCUGCCAGAUGUGUAUGUGUGACUCCUUGGGGACACUGCCUGGGACCAUUUGUGACCCAAUCAGUGGCCAGUGCCUAUGUUUGCCUAAUCGUCAAGGAAGAAAAUGCAAUCAGUGUGAACCAGGUUUUUAUAUUUCUCCAAGCAAUGCCACUGGUUGCCUACCAUGUUCAUGCCAUAUAACAGGUGCAGUUAAUCAAAUCUGUGAUAGCCUCACUGGUCAGUGUGUUUGCCAAGAUACUUCCAUUGCCGGGCAAAAUUGUGACCAUUGCAAGGAUCAUUAUUUUGGAUUUGAUCAUCAGACUGGCAGAUGCCAGCCAUGCAAUUGUCAUCUCUCAGGAGCCUUGAAUGAAACCUGUCACUCAGUCACGGGCCAGUGUUUCUGUAAACGAUUUGUCACUGGCUCAAAGUGUGAUGCCUGUGCUCCCAGUGCAAGUCAUUUGGAUGUCAACAAUCUAUUGGGUUGCAGCAAAACUCCACUUCAGCAACCUCCACCCAGAGGACAAGUUCAAAGUUCUUCUGCUAUCCAUCUUUCCUGGAGUCCACCUGAUUCUCCAAAUGCCCACUGGCUUUCUUACAGUCUAUUCAGGAAUGGCUUUGAAAUCCACACAACUGAAGAUCGAUACCCAUACAAUAUUCAAUACUUUUUGGACACUGCCUUGUCUCCAUACACCGUCUAUUCCUAUUACAUCAAGACCUCCAGUGCGCAUGGUUCAACAAGGAGUGCAGCUGCCACUUACAGGACAAAAUCUGGGGUCCCACAGGGAAGCCUGAACUUAAGUUAUGUCAUUCCUGUAAGCUCAGACUCUGUGCAGCUUACCUGGACUGCACCCUCAAAUGAUUCUGGUCCUAUUGAAAACUACAUUUUGUCUUGUGCACGGUUAGAUGGCACCCAAGCAUGUGCUCCCUUUGAAAGUCAGAGAACUGCAGCUGCGAUCUGGAAUCUGCUUCCGUUCACCACCUACCGUUUCUCUGUGCAGGCCUGCACUAAUGGGGGCUGUCUGAGUAGCUUGCCCAUGACAGUGACAACAGCCCAGGCCCCUCCCCAGAGGCUGAGCCCACCUGAGGUUCACAAGAUCAGUUCCACAGAACUUCAUGUAGAAUGGUCACCACCGCUGGAACCAAAUGGAAUAAUUAUCAGAUAUGAACUGUACAUGAAAAGAUCCAGUUCUACGGGAGAAACUGUGCCUGCAGAAAGAAGAGUUUUUCAGAACAGUGGCUGGUUCCGUCCUCACCCAUUUACAGACUCAGCCAGUGAAAAUGCAUUACAGCCUCCCCAAACAACCACAGUCAUCAGUGGCUUGGAUCCAUAUACCAAAUAUGAGUUUAGAGUCUUAGCUGUGAAUAUGGCUGGUAGUGUGUUUUCUGCUUGGACAUCAGGAAGAACAAGUGAAUCAGUACCUGUCUUCAUGACCCCUCCUUCAGUCUCCCCUCUCUCACCGUACUCUCUGAACAUAUCUUGGACAAAGCCAGCCACGCAUGCUACAAGGGGAGAAAUUGUGAGGUAUGACAUCGGUAUGAUGCCAGAGCAGCUGCCUCAACACUCUAGACCAGGGACCUCUUAUUCACAGGUAUUAUACAGUGUGAAACCCCAAGAACUAUCUUACAUUGUACACAGAUUGAAACCUUACAAAUUGUACAAUUUUACUAUUUCUCUCUGCAAUUCCGUUGGUUGUGUAACCAGUGCUCCAGAAACAGGACAGACUUUGGCGGCAGCCCCAGCCCGUCUGAAGUCUCCUUUCGUCAAAGGGAUCAACAGCACGACCAUCUAUCUUCGGUGGCUCCCACCUGAAGAACUGAAUGGGCCUUCUCCUAUAUAUCAUGUGGAAAGGAGAGAGUCAUCUUUAGCAGCUCCAACAACCACAAUGAUGAAAGGAAUUCGUUUUAUGGGCAACGGGUAUUGUAAAUUUCCCAGCUCGGUUCUGCCAGUCAACACAGACUUUACAGGCAUUAAGACCAGCUUCCGAACAAGGGUGCCUGAAGGUUUGAUUGUCUUUGCUGCAUCUCCUGGUGAUCAAGAGGAGUAUUUUGCACUUCAGUUGAAGAAUGGGCGUCCUUAUUUCCUUUUUAAUCCUCAGGGAUCACCAGUGAAAGUUACAACAACGAAUGAUGGUGGUAAACAAUAUAGUGAUGGUGAAUGGCAUGAAGUAAUUGCUAUUAGGCACCAGGCUAAUGGCCAAAUUGUUCUCGAUGGACAGUACACAGGUUCCUCUGCUGCCCUGACUGGUAGCACGGUUAUCGGAGACAACACAGGAGUUUUUGUGGGAGGGCUGCCCCAAGAUUACACCAGCCUCAGGAAGGAUCUUGAGAUAACUCAAAAGAGUUUUGUGGGCUGUCUCAGGGACAUGCAUCUUAUGAAGAAUUAUACUCCCUCUGCUAUCUGGGAACCUCUGGAUUGGCAGUGUUCUGAAGAGCAAGUCAAUGUGUAUAACAGCUGGGAAGGAUGUCCUACUUCACUAGAAGAGGGUGUCCACUUCCUAGGAACAGGGUUCCUGGAACUUCAUUCAUAUGUCUUUCAUGGUGGAAUGGACUUUGAGAUUUCCUUCAAGUUCAGAACCGAUCAGUUGGAUGGACUCCUGCUUUUUGUUUACAACCGAGAUGGACCUGAUUUUCUUGCUAUGGAACUGAAGAGUGGAAUAUUGAGCUUUCUGCUGCAUACCAGUCUUACCUUUACGCAAGUGGAUCUCUGGCUGGGGCUGGACUACUGUGAUGGAAAGUGGAAUGAAGUGGUUAUGAAAAAGGAAGGCUCAGUCAUAUCGGCAAGCAUGAAUGGACUGACAGAGUACGUGUCAGAAUCCAGGGCCCAGCCUCUGACGGUGAAUUCCCCAGUCUACGUGGGAGGAAUCCCACAGGAGCUGCACAGCACAUAUGAACACCUGAGUCUUGAACAAGGUUUUGGUGGUUGCGUGAAGGAUGUUAAAUUUACACGAGGUGCUGUCGUUAACUUGGCAUCUGUGUCCAGCAGUGCUGUCAGAGUCAAUCUGGAUGGAUGCCUAUCAACUGACAGUGCUGUUAACUGCAGGGGAAAUGACUCCAUCCUGCUUUACGGGGGGAAGGAGCCGAGUGUGUAUGAGCGCGGUCUCCAGCCUUUUACAGAAUACCUGUAUCGAGUGAUCGCCUCGCACGAAGGAGGUUCAGUAUAUAGUGAUUGGAGUCGGGGACGUACCAAGGGAGCAGCUCCACAAAGUGUGCCAACUCCCUCCAGAGCCCGCAGCAUAAACGGAUAUAGCAUGGAGGUGACUUGGGAGAAACCUGUUGUGGUUCCAGGCAUAAUUGAGAAGUACAUUCUGAAAGCAUACAGGGAGGACCAGCCCCAGCCAUCUCUGCUUCCCUCGGCCAGUGCUGAGUUGGUCAAUACCAGCAUCUUCACAGGCAUAUUGACGGGCUUGCUACCCUUCAAAAACUAUGCAGUGACCCUAACUGCCUGCACUUUGGCUGGCUGCACCGAGAGCUCACAUGCAUUGAACAUCUCUACUCCACAAGAAGCCCCAAAAGAGGUUCAGCUACCAGUAGCCAAAUCUCUUCCAAAUUCUUUGUUAAUCUUCUGGAAACCACCCAAACAGGCAAAUGGCAUAAUAACGCGGUACUCUUUAUAUAUGGAUGGGAUGCUGAUCUAUUCAGGAAAUGGAGAGAACUGCACAGUCACUGGUUUGGCAGUGUUUACACCUUACCAGUUUGUGCUGCGUGCAUGCACCCAUGUGGGCUGUGCAAACAGUUCCAGGGUCGCUCUGUACACGGCGCAGCUGCCACCCGAACGUGUGGAAUCACCGAUUUUGACUAUCUUGGAUGCUAGAACCAUAUACAUACAGUGGCAGCAACCAAGGAAAAUAAAUGGAAUUCUGGAACGCUAUGUAUUAUAUAUUUCAAAUCACACGCAUGAUUUUACAAUUUGGGAUGUCAUCUAUAACAGUACAGAACUUUUUCAGGAUCAUGUACUACAAUAUCUUUUCCCUGGUAGUAAAUAUCUCAUCAAGCUGGAAGCUUGCACUGGCGGGGGGUGCACUGUAAGUGAAGCCAGCGAGGUCCUCACAGAGGAGAGCAUUCCCCAAGGAGUCCCGCCCCCCAGGGUGCACUCACAUUCACCUGAUUCCUUUAACAUCUCCUGGACAGAGCCUGAGUAUCCGAAUGGUAUUAUAACAGCGUAUGGACUAUAUCUAGAUGGCGUAUUAAUUCACAACUCCUCAGAACUCAGCUGUCAUGCACAUGGAUUUGCUCCGGGGAGCUUACAUUCCUUCAGAGUCCAGGCAUGCACCGCUAAAGGUUGCACAAUGGGUCCAGUGGUGGGAAAUCGCACUCUGGAAGCCCCUCCGGAAGGAACAGUCAACGUGUUUGUCAAAAGAGAGGGAUCCCGAGAAGUCCAUGUGAAGUGGGAAGCCCCUUUGUCCCCUAAUGGAUGCAUAACAUAUUCAGUCCUCUUUUCUGGAAUUUUCUACGCAGCUCAAGUGGGAAAUGGUUACGACACCAUUUUGAAUGGCACACGCAUCGUGUACAGCAGUGAAAACAGCCGCUGGGUGCUCGUCGAUGGGUUGAUUCCGUUUACUGACUAUACUGUUCAAGUGAACGCUUCGAAUAGCCAAGGCAGCUUGAUAAGUGAACCAAUCACCAUUUCAAUGCCUCCAGGAGCUCCAGAUGGCCUGCUGCCUCCCAGGCUUUCAUCUGCCACUCCAACCAGUCUUCAGGUCGUCUGGUCUACACCAGCUCGUAACAAUGCUCCCGGCUCUCCCAGAUACCAACUCCAGAUGAGACCUGGCCGCUCCACCCAUGAAUUACUAGAGUUAUUUUCCAAUCCUUCUGCAUCAAUGAGCUAUGAAGUGAGAGACCUCCAACCGUACACAGUGUAUGAGUUUCGGCUGGUUGCCUCCAAUGGAUUUGGCAGCGCACAUAGUUCUUGGAUUCCAUUCAGGACCACGGAGGACAAACCUGGGCCCAUAGACCCUCCAGUUCUUCUAGAUGUGAAGUCAAGAACAAUGUUGGUCACCUGGCAGCAUCCUCUAAAGUCCAACGGAGUUAUAACUCAUUAUAAUAUUUACCAACAUGGCCAUCACUACUUGAAAACUUUUGGAAAUGUUUCUACUUGCACACUGGUCCAUUUGGACCCAUACACUGCCUACCAGUUUCAGGUAGAAGCCUGCACUUCAAGAGGAUGCUCCCUUUCACCGAAGUCCCAGAUCGUAUGGACACUUCCAGAUGCUCCAGAAGAUAUCCCACGUCCAGAGCUGUUCUCUGAUACACCAACCUCUGUGAUUAUAUCGUGGAUCCCCCCUGCCCAUCCCAAUGGUUUAGUGGAGAACUUCACAAUUGUGAGAAGACCCAAAGGGAAGGAAGAAGUCACUACCCUGGUCACUCUCCCAAGACAUCAUCCCAUGCGGUUUAUUGAUGAUGUUCCUGCUCUUAGCCCAUGGACAACAUAUGAAUACCAGGUCCUGGUGAGCACUUUGAAUGGAGGUACAAAUGGCAGUGCUUGGGCAGAAGUUAUCACAAGACCCUCAAGACCCGCUGGGGUCCAGCCACCCAUGGUUCAUGUGGUAGGACCCAAAGCAUCCACGGUCACGUGGAUACCCCCGCUCAUCCAGAAUGGAGACAUACUUAGCUAUGAGAUCCGAAUGCCCAACCCUCAGAUCAUGAUGAAAAAUAUUACAUCCGCUGUACUUACUCAGCUAAUAACUAACUUGAUUCCUUUCACAAAUUAUUCUGUCACCAUUGUGGCUUGCUCAGGGGGCCAUGGCUACCUAGGAGGGUGCACAGAGAGUUUGCCCACCUAUAUUACCACCCACCCCACCCUACCCGAGGAUGUUAACCCCUUGUUGGUGGUUCCGCUAAGUGAAUCAUGUAUUGGGAUAUCUUGGCAACCACCAUGCAAGCCAAACGGACCUGACUUGAGAUAUGAGCUUCUGAGACGUAAAAUUCAGCAACCACUUGCAUCAAAUCCCCCAGAUGAUUUAAAUCUGUGGCACAAUAUUUAUUCAGGAACUCAGCGGUUUUAUGAAGAUAAGAGUCUUAGCAGGUUUACAACAUAUGGAUAUAAGCUCUUUGUACACAACAGUGUGGGUUUCACGCCAAGUCAGGAAGCAAAUGGGACGACAUUAGCUGGGCCUCCACAGAGAGGAGCCAACCUCACUGCACAUGCUCUUAACCACACGGCUAUCCACGUGGAGUGGACGAAACCAACUCUCCAAGACCUACAAGGCAAUGUUGAAUAUUAUACACUUUUUUGGAAUUCUGCUUCCUCAAAUGAAUCUCUCAAAAUCCUCCAACAUGCAAACUCCCAUGUCAUUGGCCACUUAAGUCCAAACACAAAGUAUUGGAUAUUUAUCUCAGCCUUCAAUGGAGUCCACAGCAUCCACAGUGAAGUCCAGCACGCAACCACUUGUGAUGGAGAGCCUCAGGGCCUGCUUCCUCCCGAGGUUGUCACCAUCAACAGUACAGCUGUGCACGUCAUCUGGACAUCUCCUUCAAAUCCAAAUGGUGUUGUCACCAACUAUUCCAUCUAUGUAAAUAAUAAGCUCUACAAGACUGGCAUGAAUGUGGCCGGGUCGUUCGUUCUGAGAAACCUGUCACCCUUCACUAUCUAUGGCAUUCAGGUUGAAGUGUGCACAAAGUAUGCUUGUGUGAAAAGCAGUGAGACUCAAAUCACCACUGUGGAAGACACCCCAGCGGAUAUACCAACUCCCACAGUUCAUGGCAUCACUUCAAGAUCACUUCAAAUUGACUGGGUGUCUCCAGGGAAGCCAAAUGGCAUCAUUCUUGGAUACGAUCUCUUACGGAAAACAUGGCAUGCAUGCCCCCAAACUCAGAAGUUAAUGAAUGACCACAAGCGUGCUCAGUGCAGAGGAGUGCGGUGUCAAAAACCUCAAGACAUCUGUGGACACAUUUGCUAUUCUCCUGAAGCAAAGGUUUGCUGUAAUGGAGUCCUCCACAGCGCCCAGCCAGAGCACAGCUGUUGUGAAGAGAAGUAUUUGCCACUCGCCAGGAGUUCAACAGCAGUGUGCUGUGGUGGCCGAAUCCGAGAGGCACGACCAAACCACCAGUGCUGCUCUGGGUAUUAUGCUAGGAUUCUACCAGGUGAAAUAUGUUGUCCAGAUGAACAGCACAACCGGGUUUCUGUUGGCCGUGGCGACGCCUGCUGUGGCAGAAUGCCAUACUCCACCUCGGGACACCAGAUUUGCUGUGCUGGGAGGCUCCACGAUGGUCACGCCCAGCAGUGCUGUGGUGGGCAGAUUGUGAGCAGAGAGUUAGAGUGCUGCGGUGGAGAAGACGAGGGUGCGGUGUUCACUCGCCUCCCAGGGAUGCUCUGUUGUGGGCAGGAUUAUGUGAAUAUGUCGGAUACCAUAUGCUGCUCGGCUUCCAGUGGAGAGUCUAAAGCCCAUGCUAAAAAGGGUGACCCGGUGCCAGUGAAAUGCUGUGAAACUGAACUUAUCCCAGAGAGCCAGCGAUGCUGCGAUGGAGUUGGAUAUAAUCCUUUGAAAUAUGUUUGCUCUGACAAGAUUUCACCUGGAAUGAUGAUGAAGGAAACCAGUCAGUGCGUGACUCUCUGCCCAGCUGCCAUGGAGGCCACAGCACAUUGUGGCAAGUGUGACUUCAACUUUAGCAGCCAAGUCUGCGUUGUAAUAAAAGGGCCUCACAAUUCCACAGAGAAGACAUCAGUGGAAGAACUAUGCCCCUCCGCUGAAGAACGUGUGCAUACAGGGAGCGCAAACAUUUAUUCCUUUACAGAUGUAAACGUGGAACCCUAUAGGAUGUAUGAGUAUAGGGUCUCUGCGUGGAAUGGCUAUGGCCGAGGAUUCAGCAAAGCCGUUAGAGCAAGAACUAAGGAGGAUGUGCCACAAGGAGUGAGUCCGCCCAGGUGGACCACAGUGGACCAUCUGCAAGAUGUAAUAGUGUUGAACUGGAAAAAGCCAAUACAAUCAAAUGGUCUUAUUAUUUACUAUAUUCUUCUCCGAAAUGGAAUUGAAUGCUUUCGUGGAACAUCUUUGAGCUUCUCUGACACAAAGGGAAUUCAGUCAUUUCAGGAAUAUUCAUACCAGUUGAAAGCCUGCACAGCUGUUGGCUGUACUGCCAGCAACAAGGUACUCGCAGCCACUACCCAAGGAGUCCCAGAGAGCGUCCUGCCCCCGAGAAUCAGAGCCACCAGUGUGGAGGCUCUACAUCUGAGCUGGACUGUACCCGAGAAACCAAAUGGUGUCAUUAAAGAGUACCGGCUCUGGCAGGCUGGGAAAGGGCUCAUCUACACGGAUGUCACUGACAGGCGGCAGCAUACGGUCACAGGUCUCCUGCCACACACCAGCUACAGUUUCACAAUUACUGCCUGCACAUCUGCUGGCUGUACUUCAAGUGCGCCUUUUCUAGGUCAGACACUGCAGGCGGCCCCUCAAGGAGUUUGGGCAAACCCUCGACACAUUAUCAUCAAUUCCUCAACAGUGGAAUUACAUUGGAGUCAGCCAGAAAAGCCCAAUGGCCUCAUUUCUCAGUAUUGCCUGAGACGAAAUGGAACCUUGGUUUUCCUGAGUGGCAGUGAGGGACAGAAUUUCACUGAUACAAACCUGGAGCCCAACAGCAGAUAUGUUUAUAAAUUGGAAGCCCAAACUGGAGGUGGCCGCAAUACUAGUGAUGACUAUGUUGUGCAAACACCUGCAUGGGCACCAGAAGAAAUACAUUCUCCAUAUAAUGUAACAGUAAACGGGCCUAAUUCCAUAUUCCUAGCUUGGACCCCACCAGGGAUUCUCAUCCCACAAAUGCCUGUGGAUUACAAUAUCUUACUCAAUGCUGGAAGUGACACACCUCUGACCUCCCCUGUUGGUCACCACCAUUCCAUCCUGCUGGAAAACUUAGCACCAUUCACACAGUAUGAGAUCAGGAUCCAAGCGUGUCAAAAUGGAGGUUGUGGAGUUAGCAGUAGGACGUUUGUUCGAACAGCUGAAGACAGACCAGGCAAUCUUAGUUCUCCCGUUCUUAAGGCACUGGGGUCAGCUUGCAUAGAAGUUACAUGGAUGCCACCUACAAUUCCAAAUGGCAUUAUCAUCAAUUACUUUAUUUACAGACGUGCUGCUGGCCUGGAAGAGGAGACCCUUUUGUUCAUGUGGUCAGAAGGAGCCCUUGAAUUUACUGAUACCUCGGGUGCUUUAAGGCCUUUCACGCUCUACGAAUACCAGGUCAGAGCCCAGAAUUCCCAGGGCACAGUAGAGAGCCCGUGGUCAGCAGCACGGACCCUGGAAGCCCCACCUCAAGAUCUACCAGCACCUUGGGCUCAAGCCACCAGUGCUCACUCAAUUCUGCUAAAUUGGACUGAGCCAGAAACUCCCAAUGGUAUUAUUUCCCAGUACCACGUGGUCUACCAGGAGAGACCAGUUGAUUCAGCAUCUGAUGUCUCUACUGUACAUGCUUUCACAGUGAAGGGAACAAGAUUUCAAUCCCACCUGUUCGGGUUAGAACCAUUCACAACUUAUCACAUCGGUGUUGUGGCUGCCAACCAAGCAGGAGAAGUUGCAAGUCCCUGGACUCUGGUUCAGACCUUAGAAUCUUCCCCGAGUGGGCUGAGCAACUUUACAGUAGAACAGAAAGAGAAUGGACGAGCGUUGCUACUCCAGUGGUCAGAGCCUGCAAGAAACAAUGGUGUCAUUAAGGAAUAUAACAUCUUCAGCGAUGGUACCCUCAAGUACGCGGGGUUGAACUGUCAGUAUCUCCUUCGUCGCCUGCACCCCUUCACUCUCUAUACACUGACUUUGGAGGCCUGCACCAGCGCGGGCUGCGCACACUCAGCCCCCCAGCCUCUGUGGACAGAUGAGGCCCCUCCCAACUCUCAGUUCGCUCCCACCAUUCAGUCUGUGGGGCCCACGAGCGUUGAACUGAGCUGGUCUGAGCCAGUUGACACAAAUGGAAAGAUAAUCCGCUAUGAAGUGAUUCGCAGAUGCUUCGAGGGAAAAGGUUGGAGGAACCAAACAAUCCAAGCAGAUGAGAAAACUGUUUUCACAGAAUAUAAUACUGAAAGGGGCACAUUUAUGUAUAAUGACACUGCUUUGCAGCCAUGGACGCGGUAUGAAUACAGAAUCAACACUUGGAAUUCAGCAGGCCAUAGCUUGAGCUCCUGGACUGCAGUCAGCACAAAGCCAGCAGCCCCACAAGGCCUCUCCCCACCUGAGAUCUCCUACAUGUCUGUGCAUCCCCGACGACUGCUGGUUUCCUGGAGCCCACCAGAGCAGUCUAAUGGUGUCAUCCAGUCCUACAGGCUUAGAAAAAACGGCAUGCUCCAUCCUUGCAGCUUUGAUGCUGGGACUUUCAAUUACACCGAUGGAGAACUACUUCCAUUUUCUACAUAUAGUUAUGCGGUCAUGGCCUGCACAAGUGGAGGCUGCUCCAUCAGCAAGCCCGCCAACCUCCAAACUCCAGAGGCUGCUCCAGAAGGGGUCAGUCCUCCGGCUCUCUGGGUCAUCAGUGCCUCUCAAAUUAAUAUAUCUUGGCUACCGCCGUCAGAUCUAAAUGGAAAGAUCACUAAAUAUCUGCUUCGAUCCAAUGGUAAGGAGUAUCAGGCUGGGCAGGGCCACUCCACGCUGGUUUCUGACCUGCAGCCUUGCACUCAAUAUAACUUUUCCCUAGUGGCCUGCACCAAUGGAGGUUGCACGGCUAGUGUGUCCAUGUCUGCCUGGACAUUGGAGGCCCCACCACAGAACAUAGAGGCUCCAAUAUUGCAAGUCACGGGCUCAGCAUCAAUAGAAAUCACCUGGAAAUCUCCAAGAAACCCAAAUGGCCGAAUCAGAAGUUACGAACUUAGGAGAGAUGGAGCUAUAGUAUACACUGGACUGGAAAGUCGCUAUCAUGAUUUUACUCUCACACCAGGUGUGGAGUACGGCUACACAGUGACUGCCAACAACAGCCAGGGUGGCAUUUUGAGCCCACUUAUUAAAGCUCGAACCAGCCCCUCAGCACCCUCAGGGAUGGAACCUCCAAAGCUGAAGCCCAAGGAUCCUCAGGAGAUCUUAGUGACUUGGGACCCUCCAGUGAAGACAAAUGGCAACAUUGUCAACUAUACCCUUUAUAUCCAUGAGCUGUUUAAAAGAGACACAAAAAUCAUACACGUAAACAUAACUCAAACUUCUUUUGGUACACGGUCAUGCAUAGUAAACCAGCUACAGCCAUUCCACAGGUAUGAGGUCCGCAUUCAAGCAUGCACCAUGCUAGGAUGUGCAUCUAGUGACUGGGCAUCCAGAGAGACUCCUGAAGCUCCACCGCUGGUGCAACCUGCUCCCCACCUUGAGGCACAGAUGGCUCCCGGAGGAUUCCAGCCCACCAUUUCUCUCUUGUGGACGGGGCCACUUCAGCCAAAUGGGAAAAUGUUAUACUAUGAAUUGUACAGAAGACAAAUAGUGGCACAGCUCGGAAAGUCAAAUCUGGUCCUAACCUAUAAUGGAAGUGCAAGCUACUUUCUUGAUUCAGAACUUUUGCCUUUCACAGAAUAUGAAUAUCAGGUCUGCGCAGUGAAUUCAGCAGGAAAAGCACCCAGUAACUGGACCAGGUGUAGGACUGGGCCCGCCCCUCCAGAAGGACUCCAAGCCCCCAAGUUCCACAAGGUGACUUCUACCCAAGCAGUGGUGAACAUCAGCACUCCUGGGAAACCCAACGGCAUCAUCAGUCUCUACAGGCUGCUCUCCAGCAGCACUGGGGGUGCACCGUUGGUGCUAGCUGAAGGCACAGCCACCCAGCAGACACUCCAUGGCCUGCAGCCCUUCACCACAUACUCCAUAGGGGUCGAGGCCUGCACCUGCUGCAACUGUUGCACCAAAGGACCAACAGCGGAAUUGAGGACUCACCCUGCACCACCCUCAGGACUGCCCUCUCCCCGAAUCCAGACACUGGCCUCGAGAAUGGCUUCCUUCCAGUGGAGGCCUCCCCAGUCUCCUAACGGUGUCAUUCAAAGCUACGAGCUCCAACUCUACGUGCCUUGUCCUCCUGAUGCAGCCGUGCCCUGUACUCCCAGCCAAACAGAGACCAGAUUCAAGGGGCCUGGGCGGCAAGCCAACGUAGCAGGUCUCCAGCCUUAUACCACCUACAGGCUGAGAGUGGUGGUGCACAACGAGGUGGGCAGUGCAGCUUCGGACUGGAUCAGCUUCACCACCCACAGAGCACUGCCUCAGUACCAAGCCCCGUUUUCCGUGGACAGCAAUUUGUCUGUGGUGUCUGUCAACUGGAGCGCUACUUUCCUUCUGAACAGCCCGCUGAAGGAGUACGUGCUGAUGGACGGAGGGCAGCUUGUGUACAGUGGCUUCGACACCACCCUCUACAUUCCCAGGACAGCCGAUAAAACCUUCUUUUUCCAGGUCAUUUGCACUACAGAUGAAGGAAGUGUGAAGACACCUGUGAUCCAAUAUGAUCCCUCUACUGGGCUUGGCCUGGUGCUGACAACUGCUAGCGAAAAGCGGGGGUCAGGAAGCAAAGGCUCGGAGUUCUACAGCGAGCUGUGGUUCAUCGUGCUGAUGGCAAUGCUGGCCUUGAUCUUGUUGGCCAUUUUUCUGUCCCUGAUUCUGCAAAGGAAGAUCCACAAGGAGCCGUAUAUCAGAGAGAGACCGCCUUUAGUUCCUCUUCAGAAGAGGAUGUCUCCACUGAAUGUCUAUCCACCCGGCGAGUCCCAAGUGGGAUUAGCUGACACCAAAAUCCCUCGCUCCGGGACUCCUGUGAGUGUUCGGAGCGCUCGAAGUGUGUCUGUCCUGCGAAUCCCAAGUCAAAGCCACAUCAGCCCACCCUAUUCUCAAGGAUCUCUCCACCGCAGUGUCAGCCAGCUCCUGGACGUCCGAGACAAGAAAGUCCCGGUGGAUGACUCGCUGUGGGAAACCAUCAUGGGCCAUGACAGUGGACUGUAUGUGGAUGAAGAAGAUUUGAUGAAUGCCAUCAAGGGGUUCAGUUCAGUGACCAAAGAACACACCACGUUCACGGACACCCACCUCUAAUGGCGCCACGGGAAGAUGGAAUGCAGGUUCCGCACUUCCCUUUCUCUUGUCACUGGCUGCCACAUCGGUGUGGAGAAGCUUGCAUUUUAAACAUGUUCCUCCCGAAAGGGGGUCUAAGAAAUGUUGUUUUUCUGGUUUUAUGAAGUGAGGGGGUAAUAUGUCUAUGAAGCCUUUUGUUUGCGUUUGCUUACUUUGUGGAAGAUAAAGCAGCAUGUCAAUGUCA
Molecule: messenger RNA, 15844 nt
Organism: Echinops telfairi (small Madagascar hedgehog)
Lineage: Eukaryota; Metazoa; Chordata; Mammalia; Afrosoricida; Tenrecidae
Gene: USH2A
Product: usherin
Exons: 72
Coding region: 1-15621 (5206 amino acids)
Molecular function (GO): protein binding
Source: RefSeq, a predicted model, not a curated record